Messenger RNA from Platichthys flesus (European flounder), 984 nucleotides. RefSeq names its product uromodulin-like. NCBI's taxonomy places the organism in Eukaryota, Metazoa, Chordata, Actinopteri, Pleuronectiformes, Pleuronectidae. The record is from RefSeq and is a predicted model, not a curated record. Gene Ontology annotation, biological process: neutrophil migration. Gene Ontology annotation, cellular component: cell surface; apical plasma membrane. The transcript is spliced from 7 exons.
AUGUUUGUCUUCUGCCAUGGGAAUGCUGCUUUCUAUCAGGGCGUCUGUCAGGACACGUUCUGCAGUGAUCACGAGUUCUGUGGGCAGAAGAGCAACGGGGGAAGCGGCUGCGUCUGCCGGGCCAUGUUCGCCUCCAAGUACAACUCAACCGGCACCUUUGGAGAGCCAAUGGUCUGCGAGAAGAACGCUGCUAAGCUGACUAUGGCUAAAUGUCUCUUGGAAAACAAAGGCAGUGACUUCUCUGUCUUACAUCUCAAUGACGAGACCUGCAAAGGUGAAAUGGACAAUGAGACCCACAUGGUGACGUUCGGCUUUGACAGGAAGAAAGCCUGUGGAGCAGUGAUCCUGGCAAACAACAGCCAGAUCCUCUACAAGAACACCAUCGUGAACCGGAACAGCUCCAUGUACGGCAUUAUCAACCGUCAGGACUCGGUUCAUCUGGACUUUUCAUGUCUUUACGAUCAGCCGGACAUCAAGACCAUUACCUUCACACUCAAAGACAGCUCCGUCACCCAGCAGAUCACUUCUGGACAAUAGAUUUACAAUCUGACCAUGAAGGCCUACAAGGACCUUAUCACCAAGGAAGCCUUACAACAACGUACUGAAAUGCAACUGGACGAGAAGCUGUGGGUGGAGCUGAGCGCGGAUGGGCUGGAUGACAAAAUGGUUGCAGUGGUGACGGACUCCUGCUGGGCGACCGACCAGCCCAGCCCGAACGGAACCCUGAGAUAUGACCUCAUCAUCAAAGGAUCGGUCAAUGUGAAGAACAACGGACAGGGAACAUCCAACAGUUUCUCCUUCAACACGUUCCAGUUCUCUGGACAGGAUGGUGAGGUCUUCCUGCACUGCAGAGUGACGCUGUGUGUCAAGAAGGGUAGCAACUGCAUCCCGAGAUGUGGCCAGGGUGAGAGAAGACGCAGGUCCAUCAUGUCAAAGUAUGAUGAUGAAAACCCUGCCUUCAUCAAACUGGCCUGGACUUAUUGA